AUGUCCACAACAAACCUCGCCCGCAAGGGCGGCGGAGUGGGCGCAGCGACAGUGGCAGCGUCGACGGCAGCGGCAAGACUCAAGGCCCGCGUCCAGCCGCGACUCCGCAGCGCGCUCGACACAUACCUCUCGCAUCGAAAGGGAGUGCAAAAGGCCUUGACUGUGGGGUUUGUGAUAUACUGCGUGUUUGGCGCAGUGUAUAACAUCUCGGGCAAGGGACCGAACAACAAGGAUGACCUCAACAACACGGGACGAGGCAAGCGGGGUAAAGGCAAGCACGCCGGGAAACCCAGAGUGUCCGCGUCCGACCCAGUGUUCCACGCCCGCCUCAAGAAGCUUCUCCGCAUCGUCAUCCCGGGGAUCCGGUCGCGCGAGGCCGCCAUGCUGGCGGUGCACUCGUGUUUCCUGCUCGCGCGUACUGCCCUGUCGCUCUACGUCGCCGACCUCGACGGAAGGAUCGUGUCCUCGCUCGUCACUGCACAGCCGCGUCUGUUCCUCAAGAACCUUCUGCGCUGGUGUGCCAUCGCCAUCCCGGCGACGUACACAAACUCCAUGCUUGGGUACCUCCAGAACGAGCUCAGCCUCGCUUACCGUACUCGACUCUCCAAGCACGUCCUCACAGAGUACCUGGAUACGGAAAACUCGAAUGGCGAGGACGAAAAGCUCUACUACAAGCUGGCCAACCUCGACGACCGCAUCAAGAAUGCCGACCAGUACAUGACGGUCGAUAUCCAGCAGUUCUGCAACAAGCUCGCUGAGAUUUACUCCAACAUUGCCAAGCCCGUGCUGGACGUCAUCCUCUACAACUACCAACUGUCGCGCAACGUCGGUGCCGAGGGUCUGGUCGUUCUCACUUUCCUCGUGCAGUCGUCGGCGGUCAUUUUGAAGGCCAUGACCCCUCCGUUUGGCGAGUACGCCGCGCACGAGGCCAAGCUCGAGGGCGAGCUGCGUUUCACCCACUCUCGUCUGUUGGAAAACUCGGAGGAGGUUGCCUUCUACCACGGCGAGGAGUUUGAGAAGAAUGUCAUUGAGCGCGGGUACUUUGCGCUCAUCAAACACGCCAACCGCGUCCUCCAGACCCGCGUCUGGCACGGCAUGGCCGAGGAGGGUGUCAUCAAGUGGGCGUGGGGAAGCUUUGGCCUUGUGGUCUGCGCCAUUCCCGUCUUCCUCGGCGGCGCGCUCGGUCUCAGCACCGGCGACCUCGGCAGCCGUACCGAGGGCUUUGUCACGAACCGUCGCCUCCUCCUGUCCUCGAGCGACGCGUUCGGCCGCGUCAUGUAUUCGUACAAGGAGCUCGCAGAGCUGGCUGGCUACACGGCCCGUGUGUCUGACCUCUUGGACGCCAUGGACGACGUCAAGGCCGGCAAGUACCAGAAGAAGCUGGUCAGCAGCGCCAGCACCGAGGAGAACGCCAAGAUGCUCGCGACCCGUGGCCAGAUUAUCGAGUCGGACGAGAUCCGCUUCGACCGCGUGCCCCUCAUCUCGCCCAACGGCGACGUGCUUAUCAAGUCGAUGAGCUUCAACGUCGAGCCCGGAAAGCACCUCCUUGUCGUUGGCCCCAACGGUUGUGGCAAGUCGUCGCUCUUCCGUAUCCUCGGCGGCCUGUGGCCCGUCUACGGCGGCAUCGUGUACAAGCCCCGCGAGAAGGAGUUUACGUACAUCCCCCAGCGCCCCUACCUCUGCACCGGCACGCUCCGCGACCAGAUCAUCUACCCGGACGCGCACGUCAACAUGCUCGCCAAGGGCAUCACCGACGACGACCUCACGGCCAUGCUCAAGGUGGUCGACAUGGACCACAUUGUCGAGCGCGAGGGCGGGUGGGAGGCUGUGCGCGAGUGGCGCGACGCGCUCUCUGGCGGCGACAAGCAGCGUAUCGCCAUGGCCCGCCUCUUCUACCACAAGCCCAAGUACGCCAUUCUUGACGAGUGCACGUCGGCCGUCACGCUCGACAUUGAAAAGGUGUUUUACGAGUACGCGACCGAGCUGGGCAUCACGCUCAUGACCGUGUCCCACCGCCCGUCGCUGUGGAAGUACCACAGCAUGGUGCUCCAGUACGACGGCCAGGGCGGAUACAUCUUCACUGAGCUCGACGCGGAGAAGCGCCUCGCCCUGCAGGAGGAGAAGCAGGACCUCGAGCACCGUCUCCUCGAAGUGCCCCGCCUCAAGGCGCGCCUCGAGGAGCUCAAGAACAUCAAGGCUCACCGCGAGCGGUUCGGUGGCGCGCUCCAGGUCCCUGCAGCCCCCGCGGCGUAG
This is a messenger RNA of Apiotrichum porosum, 2253 nucleotides long. RefSeq lists its product as uncharacterized. Gene Ontology annotation, biological process: very long-chain fatty acid catabolic process; long-chain fatty acid import into peroxisome; fatty acid beta-oxidation. Gene Ontology annotation, molecular function: ATP binding; long-chain fatty acid transmembrane transporter activity; ABC-type transporter activity. The coding region runs from base 1 to 2253 and encodes 750 amino acids. The record is from RefSeq and is a predicted model, not a curated record. Lineage: Eukaryota; Fungi; Basidiomycota; Tremellomycetes; Trichosporonales; Trichosporonaceae. Gene Ontology annotation, cellular component: peroxisomal membrane. The transcript has 3 exons.